This is a messenger RNA of Porites evermanni, 13998 nucleotides long. NCBI's taxonomy places the organism in Eukaryota, Metazoa, Cnidaria, Anthozoa, Scleractinia, Poritidae. The record is from the annotation of a GenBank genome assembly.
UCUUGGAAGAAAAUGACCACAAAGGUGGUUUAUUUCACGGUGGGUGGAAAGCCCGAACAGGCUGAGUUCUCGUCGGAUUUUCCAGUGGAUGAAAUCAAAGGUGGGCUUUCGUUUUGUUUAUGUAAGCACUUAGAUCGUAUUCUAUUGAGUUGACCCAGCUUUGCUUCACUGAAAAGAUUUAGCGGUUGUUUUACCGGCAGUGUCUCAGGAAAUGUUCUUUUGCUGUGGGCAAAAAUAUAAUAUUUACACUACAAGCCUCUGUACUGUCUGUGUGCAUCCACUUCACAAUCUUUCAUGUAUAAAGAUAUGGUAUCUUCGUUCGAGAAUUUGCGAUUUAUUUGCCUGUUGAUUCUUUUACAGAGUUGUUUCGCUGCGCGGCCGAAGCCGGGCCAUAUGACAUUCUAAAACUCUACAACACGAAGGGAAAUAUUGUAAACAUCUCUCCGACUAUUCAAGAAAACACGCCAGAAACAAGAUAUCAAUUGGAAGUUGUCGCUGCGAAUUGUGCAAGCUGUGGGUUUUGUGGUAAUUUUGAUCUUGUCUUUUUUAAAAUUACGAAUAAAAUUCUCUGUAGGUUAGUGACGUAAUUGCUGGGUCAUUAUCCAGUUUUUAUUUCCCGCUGUUUUGGCUAUAGAUCUCAAAUACUUCUUGUUGUUUUGUUUUUAUUGAGGUAUAAACAACUUAGCUAUGAUUUCUCACCUUCUGUAACGAACCCUGUAGGGCUAUAAUUGCUGGAAACUUUGUUUGGAAAUAGUACUAUAGCUUGAAAAAAUAUCUGUCAUUCCUAAUAUUACAAGCAUGUCUCACUUUCUAGUGAUAUUGAGUGAUUGAUAUAAUAAUUGCAUCUGCCAGUACGAAAUCUGAAGAAGGAGAAGGAAGCAGUUCAAUACGCAUUUAUUAUUUGAGCGCGAUUGUUUAUCUCAAGUGGAAUCUUUUCUCAAGCUUACGUGCAUGUGUGAGGAAAGUUGAAGUUGUGAGGAAUUAAAACAUAUUGCUCCCAAAGGUCGACUCUUCAUUCAUUAGGCUUAUGGACUUCCCGUUUAUUUAAUUUUAGCGAUAAAAAACACAGGUGUCCAUUGUCAAAUAUUCCAUAGCAGAUUUGUGUUGGCUUAAAUUCGACCUUGAUACGUGUAGAUGAAAGCACUCCACUAAAAGUCGUUCGUUUCAUCGACUGAUAAGAUUAAUUGAAAAAAUGUAAAUAAACAGAAAAGCAAUGUUCGAGUGAGAAAUUUCAAAGAACACCGCGGCUAAUAUCUGUCAGAUCAAGUCUCGUGAUAAUUACACAUACGAUAUAUUUUGCUUCAAUAUUCAAUUGCUGAAAUGUAUCAUGCAGAUGUAAUCCUAUUCGGAAGAAUGAUGCAGCGUUCGGGAAAGAAUUCUUAUAAUGAAUGAGUGUGCAAUAAUGAUACCAAUUUUUAGUAGUUCGACUUAGAUUCUAAUUUAACGUCGUUUUUCAUUCAGUUGACCAAGCUUUGAGAAUUUGCAUGUCAUUUCUCGCCAAAAUUGUUCCAGUUAUAAUUGAUUAGAGCAUGCUAUAAAAGCUUUGUUGCCUGGGAAACAAAUUAUAAAGUCAACUGACUCUUUUAAAAGCCAUGUGCAAAUUGACAAGGGGCGUGAAAAUAAUAGUCUUCUUUUGUUACCAUUGAUAUUUUCUUCUUUCUCCAAGAAACCUUUCUUACUAAAGUGCUUACAGCACCUGAUAAGAAAAAUAUGUUAUUUUAAGGUAAAGGCCUAAUUACUCCAUUUUGCCCCCAACUGGCCUCAUAACAAAAUAAUUAUAUGUUUUUUGUUUUUGCACUGAUAAUGAAAAAUUAUUGAAAUGUGUAAAUCCCUGUUUGAAUGUUCUCAUUAAAAAUCUAAUCUCAUACCUUCUUGACAUCUUUUGGUAUGAGAGAGUGAUUCUGGCAUUCUUACAAAGAAAUUACUGUGUGCCUCGAACAUUGGAACAGAGCCAACUCCUCUAAACUAGCAUUUUUAGUGAAAUUGUCAGUAUUUAUGAACAUUGAUUCUUUAAUAGAGAAAACAGCUUGUUUCUAGCACAGUUUUUUUUAAGAGGGUUACAAUCUAACAUAAGAGCCUCUUGACAUCUCUUUUACCAGUAAUUACCCAAAUAUGCACCCCUAGACAUCAGCAUUUUUGAAGUGAUAACAGUAAGGCCAUUUAUAUACAUAGAACAUAAUUCCCUUAGGAUUGCAAAUAGCUGUCAACAGGUCUUGCUAUAGGCUACAUCCCAGACAGUCUAAAUCCCUGAUAUAGACAACAAAGUCUCUUUCUCUAGGUCUGGAGCAGGGUGCAAAGAAUGAACAUUUCAUGCAUCUUAAUCUAACCAGCAUUUUUUGCAUCUAAUUUUCCCCUCAGAUUCAGAAACAGGAUGCACGCUGGAUGCAAUAGAAACAAGGUGUCUAUAACUUGAAGUAUCUUAUCUGUACUGCCAAUCUGCAGUGGGGGGUACCCCUUUGGCACAGGGUGCUCGGCACUGAGUUAAAGAAAGAACUAGACUUGCCGAAAGGCAAAUUUAACUGGGCUGCCAUGGCGAUUUUUUCCUGAAGGGAGACACGGGCCAAAAUAAAACCUUACCAAAUAUAAAACCCAUCAAUACAUGGGGUAGUGAUGAUCAGAAGAGAUAAAUCUAUAACUGAUCUAACCGGAAAUUCCAAACAUUAUUGUGGGUCCAUGCUUAUAAAGUGUGACAGGGUCAAUUUUGGUGUUUAAAUACUUUUUAACAGUAAUUUCCUGCUUAUUAAAAAUCACAAGGAAAUAAAGUUUCAGUUUUAUUUCUGUCAGAUAUUGCAUUUAAAGCUCAUCCUAACUAUCCAAAUGAAUAUGUUUCUAUUUGACGAGGCGAUCUACAAAUAGUAUUAUAUUCCUUUCUUUCAAGGAAAGACUUUUCACACGCAGGAGUUAAAACCCUACAUGUACUUUACCUCCUCACAUUUACAGUGUACAAUGUAUGUAUUCAGAACACUUUGAGUAAAAUACGGGUCGUGUACAUAAAAAGGUAUGCAUGUGAACUUUCAAGGUUUAUCGAAACUGGCUAAUGCUACAGCUAGAUGCUAACAUCAAUUGUCCUUGUUGAAUUGGCGAUCAUGCACAAAUUUAAUGAUACAGAUACAAACAAAAGCAAAACCUCUGGGCAACAUUGAGAACAACUGUCUGAUCUAGGAUGUUAAGUCACCAAACCUUGUGCUAGUAAGUUGGUAUUUGAAGCUCCUGGUGAAGCUUUGUGUUCUCGAAGCUUUGCCACUUACAUUGUAUUUGCCCUCUUGCCAAUGAGGCUAUGAGAUGACUUUCUUAAAGUUCCUGUUUUUGUUAGACGAGUCUUCUUUAUCCUUAUCCGAAUUUUAUACCUCCAAAAAAGCGCAUGUUGCAUUAAACAGAAAGAAAUCAAUCAGAAACAGACUCUUCAAAGAUGCACAAACAUACUCUAUGGACCACGCAACACACUCUGGGUUACUAUGUUAAUAAUUGAUAGUGUUCGGUUUUUGACCAAGAAAACCCCUGGGGGUACUGGGGCCCACUGUAGGCAGCCCAGUUAAAAACUAUUUGCAGCUUUCUACCAAUCCCAAAAACAACUUGUGUUAUCUAUUUAUAGAUACUAAUUUAUUUUGGGAAGCAAGGAAUGGCACUUGCCUCCCACCAAUGUGGCCCAUGUUCAAAUCCCUGCAUUGACACCAUGUGAGGGUUGAUUUUGUUGUUGGUUCUGAUCUCCUUUGCUCCAAGAGGUUUUUCUCUGGUACUCCAGUUCUCCCCUCACCUCAAAAACCAACAUUUCCAAAUUUCAACUAGAUCUGUAAUGCACUGACACUUUUUAACAAGUUCCUCAGAACUAGUAAGUGCUUCGUGGGUGCUAAAUAAAUUUUAAUAAUAUUGUAAUAUGUUGAAUUACACUAAAUCUCAGCUUAUUAACUUUACAGGCUACAGGCUUUGGAGAGAAGUCUCAUCAUAGAAAAUGGAGAAACCUCCUCUGUUGUACAAGAUAUAAAACUGAAAGUUGAUUCUUUCAAACAGAAAUUAGAGGUUGGUGAUGUAAGGUUUUUAUUGUUUUCCAAGAGUGACAACUUACACAAUUUCCUUGUGGGAAACAUGUGCAUGUCAAACUAUGUACACUGUAUACAGCUGUACCGCUGAAUUCCUUACUAAACUAUAAACUGGUACAGCGGCUAGAUGUGCCGCAAAACAGGGUAUGGGUCUUAGGUCUUCCUUGUCAGGUAUCUAUUGCUUACAGGGUUCGUACAUAGUCUUGAAUUCUUGAAAACGUCUUGACAUUUGCCCAGCACUUUUCCAGAACUGGAAAAAGUCUGUAAAAUAGAGGUAAAGUCUUGAAAAAAUGGUAAAAAGUCUUGAUUUUUUUUUUUAAAGCUACAACAAGUACUUCUCAAGUGAAACGUUUUUUGUGUUUGUGAAAUCUUAUUCAAUCUUGCCUGCCUGUCAUGGAAAAAGCUUUGUUCCUGUAGGAUUUUUUUAAGCUCUCUAUUGAUCACCUAUUUCAUAACCUUGAGUCUGGAAAAAGAAAUUAUUGUUUUGGAAAAAGUCCAGUGAAAGUCUUGAAUUUUGGAUAAAAACUCUGUACAAACCCUGUAAGAGAGAGCCAUGCAUCUUAGUCCUUUACGUCUCAAGAGUGACCAAGAUCAAUUUUCUCCUAACAACAUCAGCAGAUCCUCAAGAGUAAGGGUUAUGAGAAUUAGUAAAAUGAUCACCAAAGAGAAAAUGCUGUGAUCUUUUAUCAAAUUCUCUCAACUAAUUCUUUAUGCAAAUGUAUGGAGAUCAGUUUUGAGAAUUUGUCUGUGGAUAUUGGGAGCUUAAAGGCUCAACACCCAUGUUUUCAUAGUCCUUACCGCAAAUUACAGAUACUUAUUUUUUUCCUUUGAUUUAUGGCCAGCAUGUUCAUGCUUGGGCUAUAAAUUGUUGAACGAAAACUUGGUCUGUAAUUUUCACUUGGUUGGUGAGAGUUAUUGUGUAUUUUUUCUUUUCAUAUAGAGUGUAGAACACUUAAGUUGGUUAGGCCUUUCUAAAGAGAUGUCAAGGUACUGUAUGUACUGUUGUAAGAUAGUGGAUUUUAAAGUAAUGUAAUAUUGAUUUAUGUCGUCAUGUCAAAAGAGCUUGUGUUUUCCUCUUAAACACAGGACAUGUCUAUUCCUGGAGACAUACACUACACACUGACAAUCAAACGGCAUGCAAUUGAUUGAGCAAAUAUAAAGUUCAUGUUCGAUAGCCCGUGGCUAGAGAUUUAGCUAUCAGGCUAGUGAAUUCUAUUCUUAACUUGCCCGGCAGGCAAAUGAAGUUUCCUUGGGAAUUCAAAUAACAGAAGAACUGUAAUCAGUUUUUUUUCAAAAAUUUUUUUUGAGGCUAGUUGAAGUGACUUUUAAGGCUGUACAUGCUAGCUUGAGCUUGGCCAAAUAAAAGUAACUGACUCUCUUUGCACCUUGUCAAACCUAUCUUUGUCUACCUUGAACAUUUCGUUUUGUCUGAAAAAUUUUAAUGAUUUUUUCCCAUUUUUAGUGGUACAUCUAAAAGACCAUCUUCUGAAAAACACAGUUUACGUAAAAGAUCCUCUGGAGAACUCAUUGUUGUACUUGACAAGUUCAAGAAGUUAUCGUAAGUUAGUUUUCUAGUGAGUAAUUUAGAAAAUGUUACCCUGUGAGGAGAGGUUUAUUUCUGGCAUGACUGUUUAAAGCGCUUUCUCAUCCAUCUACUUUUUAAUUGCAUCUUUCUUUCCUCUUUAGGAAUGCAGAACUCACUGAGCAGACCCGAAAUCUGUUAAGAAAGCCUUCAUUUGAUAACUGGUAUGGGAAAUUCAUUCUUAUUUUCAAAUUUUCUUUGGUAUAUCAGGGCUUAAACAAAUCUCCAUCCUAUUUUGGGACAAGUAGCAAGUAACUUUCUUGCUUACUUUGCCAAUGGUUAAAGGCCCAGGUCAAUUAUCUUGUAAACAAAUUUGGAAAAGGAUGCAAUAGCCUUGGCAAGCAAAAUUUGAACCCUUUCUUAUUUAAGAACAAGCUAAAAUUCAAUUUUCUUCAAGCCCUGUAUGUGUCAAAAUACAGGAAAUAAUGUGAUGGCUUUGUUAAAAGAAUUCCCAAGAUAACAGUUCAAAUCCAAGCGUCAUUUCAUAAGUAGGCCUGGUGGAGUACCAAAUAGGAUUGUUGUUGGCACUUUUUGGCAUUGAUGUCUCGACAACCCAUGCAGUAAAGUCAUCUUUAGAGUCAAAGUGAGUUGUAUAACGUUAAACUUUGGUUAUUGACGUGAUUGGUCAAUUGAGUGGUGAUGUUUUGGUCGUCUGUCAGUUAAGCUGGAAUGUUAUUUGGCAUUAAGACUGCAAAUGUGAUUAAUUGCCAGGUCAUGUUGACAAUGUAGUCAUCUUCAGAGUCAAAGAUAGUUGUAUCUCGUCUGUUGAAGGUUUUAAUCUCUGGUUUAACCUAAGUGUGUGAGUUUCUUUUCUGUAGGUAUUUCACGUAAAGAUUAUACACCUUUUGUCUUUUCAGGCAGUGGGAAGAUGCAGAAAUGUUGUAUUUACUUCAGCAGAUGUUUAUAGACUUAAACUUAAUGGAGAAAUUUCACAUUGAGGUAAUAAACUUGUGUAAAAGAACCUUUGUUCCGUUAGUUAUUGUAAACGACUCGUUUGAAUUGAAAAAAAAACAAAAACAAAAACAAAAAAAAAGCACUUUAUUUGAGUGUCAAUGUAUUUAGCACGAAAGUACUAAUUGGGGACACUAUGUUUUACGUCUCCAACUGGAGACGGGACCGCCAUUUUACGUGGUCAUCCGAGCCACGCGAAGGUCUAGCCUGUUGCAGUGCAAAGGGAGUACCUUCAUUUCUCGGUUAUUUUAAGACCCUGAGUAUUGGUCCGGCCUCAGGAAUCGAACCCGCGACCUCCCGCUCUGCAGUCAACACGCUCUACCGACUGAGCUAACACUGCCGCGGUACAAAGUAGCAGAAAGUGAAGAAGGGUUUGUAUGGAGUUUUCUAAGCAUAACUGGGCUACGAUCUCAGCGACAUUUUGCCCCGAAAUGCUCAUUUUUGGCAAGUAGGCCUCUUGGACAUUGUUCUUUCAGAAUAUCCUGACAAAUCCCAUAAUUUCAGAAAUUUCAUUUUUAUGACGUCAUCACUUUAGUACUUUAUUAGGGUUUUCUUUGGCGGGAAAACGAACAGUCCAUGUUUUGAUCUUUUCAUCCAUUGGCUGAUAAAACAAAUAACAAACACUUACCGAAACCAUUUUUCAAGGUCAUAGGAAUGAAAUCGCUCUAUGGUAAUACGCGUUCUCAAAGAUAUUUCGUCUUCUGCUGUCCACUCCUUUUCUGAAGAACUGAAAGUCAUCCAAUGUUGUUCGCUUUUUUCUUGAUAGUACAGCUCAUUUUUUCGUUGUCGUUUUGUGUUUUUGCUCAGAAAGGCUGCUAUGUAGCAAAAGCGUAUCCCGUCUAAGCUGAUUAUUCCUUAUCUGUUUCUUUCACAGAAACCCAUCCUUCAAAACUUCUUGUUUGAAGUUUUCAGGAAUUACAAUGCGACUCCUUUCCAUAAUUUUAGACACGCAUUCUGUGUAACACAAAUGGUGAGAAAACGUCGACAUAAUUCUCUUGUUUGUCACUUCUUAAUUGUCCAGUGUGACCACUUUUCGUGACACUUCUUUCGUGACCUUUGACUGUAACGGGGCUGUGUCACGAAAUUUAUCGGUGCGAGGAAAUAAAAACAACCGACAACAGUAAAAGAAGGUACAUAUAACACAGCGUAUACAAAAGAAGGCACGGUGGAAAAACUUGAAGAAGAUUAUUAUAAAACCGACUGAUGUUGUAGUUUUUGAAAGCUCGUCCGGCUAACAGUUUUAUUUUUCAAAGUUCAUUUUUGUUUAGUUGUUUGUAAUGUUUAAUAUGCAUUAGUCAUUUAUUCGCUAACGUUGCAAAAAGUCAUGAUAAGUUCCAUUGCAAAUAAGGACGGGUAAUUGACGGAUCCCCUAAGCCAAGAGUCUCCCCUAGCCCCUUAAACUCUGAUCACAAAGCCUUAUUUUAUCUUUUCAUAUCAGAUGUAUGGCUUGAUAUGGCUGACGCAAAUUCCCAGGAAAGUGCAGGACUGUGAUGUUUUGGUGAUGCUGACGUCUGCUUUGUGUCAUGACUUGGACCAUCCUGGUUACAAUAACGCCUACCAGGUAAUUUGAUCCUUUUAUACUUGACUCAGUCUACACUGUUCAAUAGCGCUUUGAUUCCUCGUUAGCCUGCGUGCGGAACGCGUGCAAUAAGAGAAAUAGUAGGCUAGUUUCUCGUAGGUACUUCGAUCGUAGAAAGCGCAAAAAGAUCGGAGAGUGGCAAGGGGUAAGGCUAAUGGCCUCAAAACAGGUUUCCCGAUUUAGUUCAAUGAUGGUCAACUACAAUUCGGGAUUCUCCGGGUAGCUAGCCGGAUUCUGGAUCAUAAUUACGAGCUGGACACGGUCAGUUUGGGACUCGGCAAGUGUUGUGUUAGUAAGCCCUCAGCCCUCGUACUUAGACGUCUCUUUCUCUAUGAAAACCUGCGCGCAAAGGAAGGCGGGAAGGAGAAAACGGGCGAGACAUCUGGCAGAUUUUUCUCCUUCCUAUGGUCCCUUACACUUCGUCACCAGUCACUCGUGUUUCGCGCUCGCCUCUGUGGGAAAAACAAAGCGCCGGAGGUUGCGGAGGAGGCAGACUCGCGCAUGCUUCCCUCGAAGCUUCUUGUUUCCAAGGUGAUUUGCCACAAGAGGAUGGUGGGUUUGUAAAGGGUAACAGUUACUGACAACAGUGACUGACAGUUAUUUAACCUUGUAGAAAAAAACUGUUUUAAAAUUUGGAAAUCAGUUCAUCAUGUUUAUAAAUUUCUUUUCUUUAAGGUAAAUGCCAGAACAGAGCUUGCCAUACGAUACAACGACAUCUCCCCACUUGAAAACCACCAUUGCGCCGUGGCAUUUGACAUCAUCUCUCAGGUAAAAAAUUAUUGGAUUUGAUUAAGCUUGGCCUUACUUUGUUAGACACGGCGUUGUGUGCCAUGAUGAAGUAAAAUUGGCUUCGAAGUCUUUUUACAUGUUUUUACGAGAAAUGGUGUAAAGGAUGUCGUGAUAUGCACUUAUAGUUCUAUGUAUUCUUUUUCCCUCAUUUCAGCCUCACUGUGACAUUCUCAAAAAUGUUAGCCAAGACGUAUUCAGGAAAUUCCGCGAAGGAAUGAUCAAGUGAGUUCUCAAAGACUGAAAUUAAAAACAUGUAACAAUUAUAAAAAGUUGUAAGAUUGUUGCCGAGUCUUUUCUCUACUUAGUAGUUUUUCUCUUGAUUUUAAAAAAAAAUCAAAGGUUAGAUCAAAUCAUAGCUAUUUUUUAAUGUUACAAGACAAUCAAGGUGCGUGGGAUUUGUAGCGGAGGAUUAAAUUUGAGUUCUAGACAUGUUACUAUAGGUUUAGCCAGCGAAUACCAGGCUGUUGUCCCUCCACGCUCCUCGCCGCUAGGGAAGUUGUCUCGUGCGAAACGUUCCCAGCGGGAGGAAAGACGGCUGUAUUCGCAGGCUGCUAUAGGUUAGAUGGUGACGUUAUUUAAUGUAGUUAAUUACGUCAUAAGCUAUUGGCCCUUUCUCAUUCAUCCUUCCAUGUCGAUUCGAACGUACGCAAAAAAACACAAACCCAACGGUGUGGUUUCUAUACCUUUCAUGGGUUGUGUGGGGAAAGGAAUUGAUACGAGCCCGCAGUCGCGAGUGGUUAGGGACCUUAAGAUGCGAGGACCGCGACGGCAGGUAAAACGUGGCUUAAAAGGUGAAUUCGGGGUUUUUCAAUCUUCAUCGCGAUUUUUCCAUUUCGCUCACUUUGUCGAAAGUCCGCGUACUCUCCUGGAGUUGAAGUCCUAAGAGCCUUAUAACAGUUUAGAAAGAGAAGGAAAAUUUCGUCGUUGCUUGUUUACGUGCGCUAAAAAAUAUGAAACUAGGCACUUUCACGUUGUAGUCGUGCAACGACGGCAAAGAAAUGUACAAAAAAGCGUGAUGACACGUGCAAAGUUGUUGUUUUGCUAAUUAAACGUAUUGCUUUUUUGCUGUUCUCAUUGUCGUCGACGUCGUCGGAUCUUAAGGUCCCUGUUGUCUUGUCCUUGUCAAGUCUGAUGAAACUAACAAAAUUAUGUUAAAAUUAUCUGUUAAAGAGAAUUCAGUAUUAAUCUCUUUUUGCAGAUGUAUUUUGUCCACUGAUAUGGCAAGACACAAUGAGAUCCUAAACAAGUUCAAGGACAUUUUGGCUGAUGGAUUUAGCUUUGAAAACGAGGCACACAAGUCCAUGGUAAGAAAUCUUUUCGGUUGUCAUGGUUACUUAGGGACGUGAGGGAGUACUUGUAAAGGCUUUUGAUGGUAACCUGUCAAUUCGCGCGAAAGUCAUCUCGCCCGAAACCAGAGUUAUGUCGCCCGAAAUUUUACUGAAGAGUGAUGCAAUAUAUCUCGUUCUUUAAACGAUAAUGAGACGAAACAAGCGGGGUUACUCUGUAACAUAUCUCGUUCUUUAAGCUUUGGUGAAACGAAACAAGCGCAAUAAAUGAGUAAUAUAUCUCGUUCUUUAAGAUUUGGUGAGACGAAACAACCGCGAUAAAGAUGUUAGGAUGUUGUUGAGAAUGAUAAGAUUUUGGGCGACAUAACUCAGCUUUUCGGGCGAGAUGACUUUCGGACGUCUUGACCGUAAACCCUUUAGCUGAAGUAAAACAGAGUGUACAUUGCGGUAAGGGUAGGGCCUGACUCCCAUCUCUUGAUUAAUUUCUCUUUUGCAGUUAAUGCAGAUAAUGAUCAAAGUAUCGGAUGUGUCAAAUGAAGCCCGGCCGAUGGAAGUUGCUGAACCGUGGCUGGAUUGCCUUUUGCAAGAGUUCUUUAUCCAGGUUUGUAUUCGCUUUUAAUGAUAAACUUAAAGAAACGGUGUUAUAAACGCAAACAGGUCUCUUUGGGAUCAUGAUACGUUUCUGGGAAACUGCCCACCUACCGCUCCCCUAAGUCAACAUUUUGCCCUAAGUGAGAAUUAAGUGUUAAUGUUGACUUAUACAAAUGCGGAAAACAUAUGCACUUAAGCAACGUUCACUCGGUGUCGGACAAUAUUUAAACCGGUUGAAAAUUCGUGUGUUUAGGUGUUUCUUUCACACGGAACCACCUUAAUCGUACGAAAAGUCAAACACUUGGUCGUUCAAAGUUCCGUGAACGGACAGAAAAUAUUGAACGGUCUCGUAUGAACGAAGUGUCCGGUCAAAUAUUCUGGCAGUCGAAAGUUCGUCCGGUGCCGUGUGGGUGCUAAGCGCGGUCAAAAUUUAUGCACCCGGUGCCGAAAACGGGAAAGUAUAUGUACCGUCUGCCGAACGCGGGAAAAUACAUGCUUUACCUGCCGAGCGCAAGAAAUAUAUCCACCGUGUGCCUAGCGCGGGAAAAUAUAUGCAAUGUCUGCCUAGCGUGUACCAAACGAAAACAUGCACCCUGUGCCAAACGCUCGAAAGCAUUUGCAUUCAAUAUCAAAUGUGAGAAAAUAUAUGCACAGUCUGCCGAGCGAGGAAAAAUAUAUGCACUACCUGCCGACCACGGGAAACUAUAUGCAUUUACAGCAUUGUCUGCCGAGCGCUGGAAAAUAUAUCCACCGUUUUUCAAACGAGAAAAUAUGCUCCAAGUAGCUCCCAGUGCCAAUCGCAGAAAAGCAUUUGAACCCAGUGCCAAAAUUGCUAAAGCGCGGGAAAACAUUUGUGCCAGGUACAAUGUGUGGGAAAGCAUACAUGCGGUCAUGUAAAGUCUGUAAAAAUACAAAUGGCGCAAAAAUCGCUGGGCAAAAAAUUUAACGCAUGCAACCGGGGCUAAGCGCCGGAAAAGCUAUGAUCCAAGACAUCUGUGUAGGAAAAUGCUCCAACCUGAUUAGUGGAGAGUUUUUAAAAGAAUUUCGAGGAAGUGUACAUGAGCUUUGUAUUACGUACACGAGCCGCAAAAUUUCAGGCCAAGUAUAAAUAUAGCUAAAAAAAACUGAAAGUCACAGUGGAAAAACUGAAAGCCUAAUCUUGGAUUAAAACACCAAUCACAGUCCUGCAAUAAGUAUUUUGUCACUUUUUUUUUCCUUCGUGUUUAGAGUGAUGUGGAGAAGCUGGAAGGCUUACCAGUAGCACCAUUCAUGGAUAGAGAUAAGGUUCGGUAUUUGUUUUGUGCAAUUCUCGACCAAUCGAUUUAUUUAUUUGACUUAUGUCCUUUAUUUAUUUGUUUGCCUGUUUGUUUGAUUGUUUGUUUGCCUUUUCAGCUCUUCCCUCUCGUCUGUAUGUCUCUGUGUAUACUCAUAUUGUUGAAUAAAAGUUGAAAAGCAUGCAUUGGUGCUUAUGACGUCAUAUCUCGUAACCAUAGUAACUGACCAUGUGUUUUUUGUCCGUCUCAGGUGACCAAGCCAUCGGCUCAAAUUGGUUUUAUUCGAUUUGUUUUGAUCCCACUAUUUGAAGCACUUGAACAACUCUUUCCAGUCUUGGAGGUACUUAAUACUCAUAUAUUUAAGUUCUUUUCCACAGCAAUCCAGUUACCUACAAAAUCUGUGUCUAUUUAAGAAAAACCAUAACUAUAACCAAGUCCUGCAGUCAUACGCAUAACGUACCCAUUUUUGAUACCAUCCCAGUAAACCCAGUGGCGCACUGAAAUAUUUCUAUACACGAUUAAGUUUUUAAAACUCUGUUGUUGCCGGGUUUUGAAAUGCGUACAAUUUGUUAGGUAAAUUGGGCUCAUGGGUUGGGCUUUGGUAGGUGGGAUGGAUUGAUUCGCAGCACGUAAGGCAAAAAAGCGUUACUUUAAGGGCCUGCUUUCAGUUGGGGAUCUUCUCCCAAAAAUAUAGGUAAGAAAAUCCACACUAUUUUAUUUACUAAUUCCAGCUGUCACAAGACUGCAAACCAGACAGACUUGUAAAGCACUUGAGAAAUAUCUACUUAAGCUGUCUGAUCUUUUGGUCACAGCUCAACACAAUCUCCAUUGUUAUGGGGCAGGGCUACUAUCAAAUAGGAGUUUGACUAGAUAGCUAGUUACUCACGCAUACUUAAGUUUCUAUGUUUUUACGUACAAGACAUUUUAUGCAGUUUGAGUCUAUAAUCUGUGACGGAGUCACCCUGCUCCUAAAAAGAGCUGAUUCGCCGACAAUUUCUCCUUUUAAAAACACAUUGCCUUUCCCCAACAGUAAAAGAACCGUUCAUUGGCGCCGACUCUUUUACAAGGUAUUCAUGGCGUGCUCUCUGUUCUGUUUCCUCACUAGGAGCAUCUUGUGGAGCCCGUUCGAAAAGCCUUGAAUUACUACACUCACAUGGGUAAAACAAUGGAGGAAGAACUUAAAAAAGAGCAAGUGAAAAAACACUCGAGAGAGGAGAACGAAAAGGUUACAAAAUUUUCUUUCCCAGCUGAUAAUAACUCACCCACUAAUGUUGUAAUUUUAAUCUCUGUAGGUAAGCAACAUCGUCUGUUUUUGUCGACGAGAAAAGUAUAUUUUCUUUGCUCUAAAGAGUGAACACAAUAAUGCAACAUUGGGAGUUUAAACCAGUCAGCGUAGAUACCUUUGGGGAAGACUUUAGUGCUAUCAGGCAAAUGAAAGCUAUAGAGCACUGAGUACCUUUGAAAUUCAGUAGUUUCUUAUGUUGUGGAAGUUCGUUCAGACUUUUGGUUUGUGGAUGCAAACAUCAGCAUUAAAAACCCCACACUCUACAGUAUUAACCUCAGUUUUUUAAAAUGACAUCGUCCACUAACAUUUCUUGCUUAUUCAGGUAGACAUACAAGAAGAUAAACAAGAUCUGAAAAUUGGGCUUGAAGAUGGACACUCGAGAGAGGAAAAGACAGAAACAAUUGAAGCCUUGGAAGAUAAACCAGAAAUAUUAAUAUCAAUAAAAGAAAAAGAGGACUUACAGACCACUGAAAAGGAAAACGUAGGAGUUGUAGAGACGACGAAAGCAAAACAACAAGAAGAAAAACUAGACAACAAGGAGUCCACGAAAGACUGAAAUUGAGCUCAAAGCGUGCGCGUUCCCUCUGAGCAAAGGGCCUUUUUUAAGCCAGAAAACGGUAUUUU